AUGGAGAUAAAAGCAGUCAGAAGGUACGAAACAAGAAAUAAGACAGCAGGAACGGAACUGUCAUCAUCCAAAUCCCGAGUUGACUGGAGACGCACUAAAAGGGAGCUCAUACUGCUUGACAGCAAUGAUGAAUCCUCAGGUACCUCUGAGGAGGAAGAGCCUACCACAUCAGAAGAUGAAGCAGAUGAAAAAGAUGAAACUGUUGUGAAGAACAGGCUUUCAGAUCAGGAAGAGAAAAGCCACGACAGGGAAGUAACAGAAGAUGGUGAGGAUGAGUGUGUCAUGCCUGGGAAGCGUAAAAGGUUGAACACCUGUGUCUUGUAUGACAGUGAUGAAAGCGAGGACAGUGACAUACUUGUUAGAAAAGUUUUUGCUAAACGCCCCUGUAUAAUGGAUGAAGAUGGGAGUUCUGAAGAACAGCAACCUGAUAAAACCUGCCCUAUAGAAAAUGUUUCUACUAGUAAGAAACAGAAAGUGUUUGCGAAAUUGAAAGAACUUGCAAGACAAAGAGCAACUUGGAGAUCUUGCAGCGGUGAAAAUUGUGAGGAUUCUAACGAAGAAGCAGAAAUAGAAGAGGAACCACUCUGUCACUCGCCCCUCACACCAACAGGAAGCAGUGGCACUGACAGUGACAGCAUGAAAGAUUUUAUAGUAGAGGAAGAUGAUGACAACACAGAGCAUGUAAAGAGGAAAACCCAGCCACAGCAGAAGGAGCUAAAUACAUCAAAUAGCAAGUUGCUGUCAUACUACGUCCCACACUUAUCUUGCUGCGAUCAUUAUGUACACUUCAAAAGAAUAGUAAAGGCUUUCCUCAUAAAUGCGAUUGAUGACACUUUUCUGAGCUCAUUAUAUGAUGGAACAAGACAGAAGAAGUAUGCGCAAGAUAUGCUGCUCUCGCUUCAUUAUUUGGAUGACCGCUUCAUUCAGCCUCGUCUUGAGAACUUAAUCUCUAGAAGUCGCUGGAAAGAUCGAUACAGGGAGCGGGUGGAUUGUUACCCGGAUGUUCGCAUAAUCUUGAAAAAUGGGAGAAAUACAUCUUGUCAGGCCUGUGAAUUGAAUCGGCUUUGUAAGUUUAAUGUGCUGCUCUCUGGAAAGCUUUACAAUAGUAGAACUUUGGAAGCAGAUGACUUCAUGUCAGAUGACAAGCAGGUUUUGAAGGUCGGCAUGGUGUGUGCAAAUCGUACAAGAGUUUAUCAUAAUUUGAAGCACUUCAAAUACAAGUUGUAUGUGGAUUGCAGCUCCAUUACCGAGUUGGAUGGUGUUCAGGAUGAACCAGUCAAAGACACAGUCGAACGGCUUUUCAGCCAUUUGGAAGACAGUGGGUGGAUUCAGAAGAGAUAUGAUGAUCUUGAAGACUACAUGAAUGAUGCAGACAGCUUCCAAGAAGAGAAAAUGGAUUAA
This is a messenger RNA of Leptosomus discolor (cuckoo roller), 1401 nucleotides long. Lineage: Eukaryota; Metazoa; Chordata; Aves; Leptosomiformes; Leptosomidae. The record is from RefSeq and is a predicted model, not a curated record.